Arabidopsis lyrata subsp. lyrata is the source of this 975-nucleotide messenger RNA. Its product is annotated as acid phosphatase 1. The transcript has 3 exons. NCBI's taxonomy places the organism in Eukaryota, Viridiplantae, Streptophyta, Magnoliopsida, Brassicales, Brassicaceae. The record is from RefSeq and is a predicted model, not a curated record. Bases 101 to 886 code for a protein of 261 amino acids. Gene Ontology annotation, molecular function: acid phosphatase activity.
CACGUGGAGUUAGUAAGACAACGUUGUAACCACUAUAUAUUCAGGGCCAAUCUCGUUCUUCCAUCUUGCACUAAACAAUAAUUAAGAAAGCCUCUCCAAAAUGACGUUUUCUCGUAGCAGCUCGAUUUCCUUCUUCAUCCUUGCUUUAUUGGGCGUCUUAAUUAAUCCGGCGUUCUCUUCUCGCGUCUCAUCCUUCAUCAAGCUCCCGAGCUCCGUCGAAUCUCGCUCUUCCGACGUUUCCUACUGCGAGGGCUGGAGAUUGGCUGCCGAGACCAACAAUGCCGGAACCUGGAGGGUGGUUCCGUCUCAAUGCGAAAACUACGUUAAAAACUAUAUCAACGGAGGCCAGUUCGACAAAGAUUACGAUGUACUCGCUAGUUACGCCAUCGCCUACGCUAAAACGAUCAAUCUUUCCGGCAAAGAUAAGGACGCGUGGGUCUUUGACAUCGAUGAGACGCUUCUCUCGAAUCUUGAGUACUACAAGGCUCAUGGUUACGGGUCUGAACCGUACGACAAUACUUUGUUCAAUGAUUGGGUGGUAAAAGGAAAAGCCCCAGGUUUUGAUGCGAGCUUGAGGCUCUACAAAGCUCUCAAGAAACUUGGUUUCACUAUCAUUCUCCUAACCGGCCGAGAUGAAAGUCAAAGGAGUAUCACCGAGAAAAAUCUCCGCGACGCCGGUUAUUUCGGUUGGAACCGACUCCUCUUAAGGGGUCAUGAAGAUCAAGGAAAAGCAGCAACACAGUACAAAUCAGAGCAGAGAGCAAAAGUGGUUAAAGAAGGCUACACAAUCCAUGGAAGUGCUGGCGAUCAAUGGAGUGACUUGCACGGUUUUGCCGUGGCCACUCGUUCCUUCAAAGUCCCAAAUCCGAUGUACUAUAUUGCUUGAUCCUCUACUAUAUAUUAAUAUGUUGCAUGAGUUUGAGGUUUUAUGUAUGAAGAAGAAUUUAUGAAUUUAUUUCGUAAUUCAUUGAAUAA